GGAGCGCGAGUGGCGGUGGUGGUGGAGCGGCCAUGAAGGCGGGAGCUACUUCCAUGUGGGCUUCCUGCUGUGGAUUGCUGAAUGAAGUCAUGGGUACCGGAGCUGUCCGUGGCCAGCAGGCUGGCUUUGGGGGAGGUGCUGGCCCAUUCAGAUUCGCCCCAAAUCCAGACUUCUCAGCAUAUCCAUCUCCAGCUGCGGCGGGCGCUAACAUUGUUUGCAAAGCCUGUGGACUUUCCUUUUCAGUUUUUAGGAAAAAACACGUGUGUUGUGACUGCAAGAAGGAUUUUUGCUCAGUUUGUUCAGUCUUACAAGAGAAUCUCAGAAGAUGUUCCACUUGCCACUUGCUGCAAGAAACAGCCUUUCAGCGACCUCAGUUAAUGAGAUUGAAAGUAAAGGAUCUGCGUCAGUACCUGAUUCUCAGAAACAUACCAACGGAUACUUGCAGAGAGAAAGAAGACCUGGUGGAUCUCGUCCUGUGCCAUCAUGGAUUAGGUUCGGAGGAGGAUAUGGACGCUAGCAGCUUGCAUUCGUCACGGUCACAGACUUCGGGGUUUUUCAGUCAUCCGUUUUCUAUGUCUGUGUCGGUGUCGUCUCAAGGAGAACUUGCAAACAGAAGGGGAAGCACAGGAAAUGGAACACCUUUACGGGGACAAACGGAAACAUCUUCUAUAAAUAAUGAAGAAGAAAGUGCAGAAGAGCAGACCCCUGGAUUGUCCAGAAAGCGAGCGAGGGCAUCCUUGUCUGAUAUUUCAAGCCUGGAAGACAUUGAAGGGUUGAGUGUUCGGCAGCUGAAGGAAAUACUUGCGUGUAAUUUUGUUAACUACUCGGGAUGCUGUGAAAAAUGGGAACUCGUGGAAAAAGUGAGCAGACUAUACAGAGAGAGUGAGGAAAACCACAAGACACAGGGCGAGAAGAUGCAGCUGAACGACGACGACGACAACCUGUGUCGGAUCUGCAUGGACGCCGUCAUCGACUGCGUCCUGCUGGAGUGCGGCCACAUGGUCACCUGCACCAAGUGCGGCAAGAGGAUGAGCGAGUGCCCCAUCUGCCGACAGUACGUCGUGCGGGCCGUGCACGUCUUCAAAUCUUAAACCAAGACCAAAACCGGAUUUUAUAGUCGCCCUUCCAGGAUUUCUGUGGGCAGGAGCGCCGAACCUUGGGGCAUAAGUCGGCUUUUUAGUCCUCAAUAAACACAGCGUUUUAAACAUCAGCGUCCAGAAGUUUGUGAGACAUUUUUCUACGGCAUACCGAAUCCCGCGGCUGGGCAGUACGACACGAUGCCUGUGCGUCCCGUAAUAGCGCUGCCCGACUGACUGACAUUAUAAACCCACAGACUGUUCGAGUCAAACUGUUUACAGCAGUUCUUGCUCUCUUCUGAAGAAUAUUGCCUCGAAUUACCGCAUUCAGUGGUCAGACGCCACCUCUGCUCGACCGUAUUAGCGUGUUACCUUGUCUAGUGCAUUAGAAGCAACGAAUAUAUCAGUUGAAUAUUCAGCUUUUACGCAAUUAUAGAAUGUAACCGUUCUGACGCUGCCCUGCAACAGUGUUAAGAGGACAGAACACGGCUGUAGAAAGCACUGCCAUUAACUGUACCUGCGCAGAAGCCCUUAAGCAAUUCGUUCCGAAUGUCCGUCCUUACACACGUGCUCUCCUGGCUGUUGUUUGUAAAUGUACAGAAAGCUCCGUUGCUUCGCAGGGCUCUGCCAUGUGGUGUCCAAAUACCGAUUACUAAGUGUUUUUUUUUUAGUUUAGGAAUAAAAUAUUUUUUUAAAAAGGGGUGUAGUAAACCCUA
Gymnogyps californianus (California condor) is the source of this 1792-nucleotide messenger RNA. RefSeq names its product ring finger protein 34 (gene RNF34). Gene Ontology annotation, molecular function: ubiquitin protein ligase activity. NCBI's taxonomy places the organism in Eukaryota, Metazoa, Chordata, Aves, Accipitriformes, Cathartidae. The transcript has 6 exons. Gene Ontology annotation, biological process: protein K48-linked ubiquitination; proteasome-mediated ubiquitin-dependent protein catabolic process; negative regulation of extrinsic apoptotic signaling pathway via death domain receptors. The coding region runs from base 33 to 1091 and encodes 352 amino acids. The record is from RefSeq and is a predicted model, not a curated record. Gene Ontology annotation, cellular component: cytoplasm; plasma membrane.